UCUCAACCUGGAAGCGUUCGUCAUUUGAGAUUCACCUGUGAAUUUGACUCCACUCAGAAUUUUAGCCUGUUAACUUUCUGUCGCCACUAUGCCUCUGCAGUUUGAACUGUGUCCUGGCAGAAUGAUUGGGGGCUCCGAUCCAUGUUUCAUUAUUGCUGAAAUUGGACAAAACCACCAGGGAGACAUUGAGAUUGCCAAGAAAAUGAUCAAGAUGGCAAAGGACUGUGGUGCUGACGGUGCCAAAUUCCAGAAAAGUGAAUUAGAGUACAAAUUCAGCAAGCGAGCCUUGGAGCGCCCCUACAAUUCAAAGCAUUCCUGGGGGAAAACGUACGGUGACCACAAGCGUCACUUGGAGUUCAGUCAUGAUCAAUACAGGGAACUAAAAAAGUAUGCUGAAGACAUCGGCAUCUUUCUCACCGCCUCUGGUAUGGAUGAGAUGGCUGUGGAGUUUCUUCAUGAGCUGGAUGUGCCGUUCUUCAAAGUUGCGUCCUGCGAUGCAAACAACUUCCCAUAUCUGGAAAAGACAGCCAGAAAAGGGCGACCAAUGGUGGUAUCCACUGGGAUGCAGUCCAUGGAAACCAUACGUCGUGUCUACAAGACAGUAAAGGAGCACAACCAGAAAUUUACUCUCCUGCAGUGCACCAGCGCCUACCCUCUGGAUCCUAAAGAUGUCAACCUCAGUGUGAUCAGGAAAUACCAGGAGGAAUUUCCAGAUGUUCCAAUUGGAUAUUCUGGUCAUGAGAAAGGGAUCUACAUCACUGUGGCUGCCGUGGCGAUGGGAGCAAACGUUGUGGAACGCCAUGUGACCCUGGAUAAGACCUGGAAGGGAAAUGACCAUGAGGCAUCCCUGGAGCCCUCCGAGCUGGUGGAGCUGGUCCGAGCAAUACGACUGGUGGAAACAGCAAUGGGGUCACCAGUCAAGCAAAUGUUACCAUGCGAGAAGACCUGCCAUGAUAAGUUGGGCAAGUCAGUCAUUGCUAAGGUGAAAAUCCCUAAAGGAACAGUGCUGAGUCUGGACAUGUUUGCAGUGAAGGUUGGUGAGCCAAAGGGUAUCCCUCCAGAACAUAUGCAGCAGCUCGUGGGCAAGAAGAUCAAAGUGGACGUUGAAGAAGAUGACAGCAUCUUGGCAGACAUGAUAGAAUAAAGGAUCUUCCCAAACUAUUGGGACAGAGAGGCAGGCAAAUAGAGAAGGAUAGAAAAUAAAAUAGAGUUACA
This is a messenger RNA of Neolamprologus brichardi, 1215 nucleotides long. The record is from RefSeq and is a predicted model, not a curated record. NCBI's taxonomy places the organism in Eukaryota, Metazoa, Chordata, Actinopteri, Cichliformes, Cichlidae.